Molecule: messenger RNA, 720 nt
Organism: Opisthorchis viverrini
Lineage: Eukaryota; Metazoa; Platyhelminthes; Trematoda; Opisthorchiida; Opisthorchiidae
Exons: 1
Coding region: 1-720 (239 amino acids)
Source: RefSeq, a predicted model, not a curated record
AUGGUCCCCUCUCAAAACGUUUUGAGUAAUUUGAACAAUACGAAGACAUCCACCUUUGAGGACACAGAGCUCUUAGCCGUCGGCUCGUUUGGAACAGCUGAUGUGCCAUUGGGCUCCAGUGUCCAUGAAGAAGACCCACCUGCCGCGCAUUUCGUUGAGUCCGUGGUAGAGUGUGCUGGGUUGUGUACGGGGUCAGUUAAAGAUCCCAAUCAGUGGAUGGUCGUACAAAAACAGUUGGAUGAUCAUCCUGGAGCCCCCACUCAAACUCGCAAAAGUGAAAGCCGACUUAUCGCAGUUUCUUCUCAAGAAGACGGCUUGUGUCGGUUUUACGGACAGGAGAUUAAUGCAGGACCAAGUGGAUUACACUGUGUCAGUCUUCAGGAAGAGCUACCCGAACCGCAUAGGGUGGAAAAUGUGCUUGCAGAAAGAAUCGCCAAUGAUGUCAUUGAUGGAAGUGCACGCUUGCCCAAGUNCGUGCAUCACACCGGUAUCUUUCCAUCUAUUGAACAGCAAUGCGGGGAUUCCUCUACCCCAUAUGCUCCCAAGUCUGCCGGUAUUAACCAACGGUCCGAAUCGGGAACUGUAAGAUCUUGUCAAGGUGGAGAUGAUUACGCCGACGGAUCGGGGGGACUGCAAAAGCACGCUAAAGCGACGACACAGCAAUCUACACGUUGGGACGAUGGGGACUCUGUGGAACAUCUCUCGACACCACAAACUUGA